Molecule: messenger RNA, 9467 nt
Organism: Meriones unguiculatus (Mongolian gerbil)
Lineage: Eukaryota; Metazoa; Chordata; Mammalia; Rodentia; Muridae
Gene: Tex15
Product: testis expressed 15, meiosis and synapsis associated
Exons: 11
Coding region: 220-9420 (3066 amino acids)
Biological process (GO): regulation of double-strand break repair via homologous recombination; synaptonemal complex assembly; male meiotic nuclear division
Cellular component (GO): nucleus
Source: RefSeq, a predicted model, not a curated record
GCCCCCUGGGGCCGGGCGGGCGGGCGGAGGGUGAUGGCCCGCGCCGCGUCCCCGCCGAGCUCGGACGAUGUCCUUGGGCUCCCGCUGCCCGCGGCCGCGCGGCAGGAGCCGGUGGAUGCGGACGGCGCCAGAUAUUCCUUUAUUAUUUUUCGUGUACUGGCUGAGUCCUGAUCAUAACUCUGUGAUACUAGACAUCAUCAAAGAGUGGCCACCAGCAAAAUGGAAAUGAAAGAGAAUGAUAAAUACAAGGCGUGGAGAAUGAGCACAGACAGUGAAUCUUCCUGGACUACUGACACAGAUGCCAGUUACGGGAAGAAAUUCACCAUUCCAAAGAUCAGGAGGACAACUGAGAAAGUUUACUUGUCUUCUUGUUACACCAAUACUAGAGAGUAUGGUUUCAUACAUAGCACUCUGAAGCAGUGCAGGCUUGAUACAAGCUGUGAUCUACAAUUCACAUGGCAGUUUGGAGAUACAAAACUGGUUCACAAUGAGUAUCUGGAAAAACAGUUUGCUGCUAAGAGGUCAGAGAUGCGUGAGAGUGGGAGACACGGCAGAGAACUGGAAGAACAUUUCUGCUUUUUAGCACUUCCUCAGAGUGACAUGGUAGACGUUUACCAGAACGGGCUAAGUGCCAGGGCAUCCACACUGAAGAUACUUGGGAAUCCUCUUCUUGGAAUUUAUAUGUUUAGACAUGUUGAUGUUUCCCUGAAUUAUGCUCAGAGUCAAAACUCUCCUGUAGAAAGUAUUAUGAUUUUUAAGGUUCUCUUUGGGAAAAUAAAGAAAAUUCAGCCUUCUGUGGAUAAAAACAAAGUUUCUCUGGAUCCUUCUCCUAACUUUGAUUGCCACAUGUCAAGGAAUAUGCCCUCUCUGAAAGAUACCGUUGAGCUACAAGCCUACAAUUCAAUGGUGUACUUCUAUGAAUAUGAUUUGUUUUCAAGACCAGUAGAUAGACCUAGGCAGUGCCUUCCAUAUGGAAUAGUAACAGUAAAGUUUAUUGGUCAAAAAGCAGGUAAUGGACAACUUAUGACAUCUCUAAGAUUCCCGUCAACAGGAUUUCCUAAGAGGCUUGAAAGAGCAUGUUCUCUGAAUAACUGUACAAUUGCCAAAAGAAUUGGAAAAGGAAAAGAUGCUACAGUCAUCUUUGAGCACUUCAGGAAACCUGUCAAUCCGUUUGUUCAGGAAAAUUGUCCGUGCAAAGCACUAAAUUCAGCAAUGGAUUCUUUCAACUCAGAUACUUGUAAUUCAUAUGGAAUUGUACAAAAUGGAAAUAGUUCUGUGCUAGAAGCAUACAGAAGACAGACAGAAAAUUCAUCAGAAAUUAGAGAUGCUUCUCAAGUAUACACACACAACUCAAGUCUUCCUUUCAUGCCUACUGAUAACACAGCAAACGAUAAUGGUGACCAGUUCAGUGUGACCUAUCUUAGAAGUAUUUUAAGUAGUAUUUCUGCUGCUUUUCCUUCUCAAAACAAUAGUGGCUCAAGUACAGUUAUUACUUCAAAACUCAUUAAGGACCCAAGACUGAUCAAGAGAGAGCAAAGCUUGAGAAAACAAAACAAUACUGCACAUUUGAGUGAUGUUUUGUCAUUUGAUAAGAAUUUGGGUGAUGGUAAUUCACAAAUAAAGCUGACUAGUUCCAUGUCUUCAUCUGAAGUUUCCCCUACUGAUCAUGCUGACACUAAGUGCUUGGAUGCCUCUGGCUUCACAUUGUCUUCUGAAAGUUCACACUGUCAGACUCACAGUAUGGGCUCAAAGGACUAUGACUGUGGAGCAUCCAGUAAAAUUGCUGUUACAGAACAAUGUAAAGAGCAACAAAAGUUGGCCUUCCCUAGUUCGUUAUCAAACACGUUUUCAGAUGUUGGGAAACAAAAACACAAUGAAGAAGAGGCUCAGAGAGUCGAAAAGAGAAGCAACAUCCCAGUUUUAACUGAGCCAGACAAUGAGUCACAAAACUUCUAUGACUCAGAAAGUACUGGGAGCAGAGAUUCUCAGAAUCACAUCUCUCAGAAAUCACAGUCUUCUGAUUUAAACAGUAUAUAUAAGGUUGGUCACCAGAUGUCUACAGUCUUCCCAGUCCAGAAGAAAGGAAACCUCUGUGAAUACAUGCAAAAUACUGGAAUGAUGAGAGCUUUCAUCGGCCCAGAAGACAGUUCUAAACAUGGAGUAAACCAGACUUGGUGGAAAGAAACUGUUAAUUGCUUUACUGCCAAAAGUAGUCCAGUUGAUAAUUGCAGUACAUUGCACCAGGAAUACAAAGAAGGUGGAAAUCUUAAUUCUGUAAGGGGAAAUUGUGAAAAAAUACCAGCUACUCAUAAGUUACAAAUGCCCAAAUCUCCCAUAUCUACCACAAGGGAUAAAAAGGAACUAGAUAGUGCAACAUUGGAAGAAGAGUGUAAUCUUACUCCAGAUACAGUGUGUCUUUCACAAAAGCAUCUUCAACACUCCUUGGACUGUGAAGAUAAUAUUCAUACGGAUUUUUCCAUGUCUCAAGGGCCAAUAGAUUUGAAAGUACAAAAUAAUCAGAACUUUGUUAACAUUUUGACUGAUGCUUUUCAUGAAACAAAAGAUGUUCCCCUGGCCAGAGAACAACUCAUAGAUAAAGUUAUUUCAUCUUCUGCCAUUGACAUAGCUCUUGACAGUACAGGUUACAACAUAACUGGAGAAUAUGCAUUCAACCAGAGGGAAAAUGAAAAUGAGGCAGUGUCAUUAGAUAACCUUCAAAAAGAAGAAACUUCUACUAGUAAAGAUGAUGUACAGGAUCACAGCCUAUCUCAUGAUGCAGAGUUGAGCUGUGAUCUAAAUUUGAAAAUUAAUUUGCAAGAGCAAAGAAAUGAUGAAAAUGCAAAUGAGGCUAAAGAGAGAGAUAAUACUUCGUUUCCAGAAUACAACACAUAUAACAUAAAUGAAAGUGAGAAGCAAGAUUUUCAUGCAAAUGACCUUUCCACCAAUAUAGUUGAAAUGAGAGAAAUUAAGAGUAGCACCAAAGGAGAAAUUCAGAAUUCUGAAGAAUGUUUCACAUUUAACUCAACUUGUGGAAAGAAAGAUAAUCCAGCAGAAACUGCAUCGUCAGAGAGUGAAGAUAGUACGGAUGCUAUGAAACAAGGACAUGCGCCAAAUGAUGGAGAAGGCAAAGGACACUUGGUGUCCACGUUUCCAGAAAUUGAAGGUUCUACAGUGUCAGAGGCCUUAAAUGCUACAGAUCAAGUAGUUAGUACUACUGUCCUUAAACUAAGCACAAAUCAUGGAGAUCAUCAAAAAUACCAGCUAAAAGAAACUUGUUCCUCUGAUAGUUCAGAUUUGAGUUUAGUAAAACAUAGCAUUUUUGAUUGUGAAACUGAUACUCAUAACGGUAAAUUACAAGACUUUGAUCAAUCAGCAAAUGAGAAUUCAGUUCUUCAAACUUCUGAAUUGGGAAGUGUAAUUGAGGUAGAACUUGAAGAAUGUGAUGAUUCUUCUUUAUUUCAACGAAAAAUACCAAGCCAUGAAAAUGAUCUUUAUGAAGAAUUUGAGUUAUAUGAGUCUCUAAAAUCUCGUAUUGAUUGGGAAGGCCUGUUUGGAAACAGUUAUGAAGAGAUGGAAACCUCAAGUUUUGCAAGAAGGGAGGGUGUGGAUCAGCACCAUUCUCCAGAGUUUAACUGUGUUUCUUUUUCUCCGCAAAAGGACAAAGGAGAGCUCCACAACCCAGUUUUUCUUCCAGAUCUACAAGUUACAAUUACAAACUUCAUUAGUCUAAGAAUCAGUUCCACUGAUGAUGAGUCUUUAGAGUUGAAAGAUAAUUUUUACAAGCCUGUAACUGAAUCUGCAGAGCCAGAAGCUAAUACGGAAGGAAAAACUUCUGGAUUUGGCAUUCACUCCCAAUCUCCUGGAGAAAAUUCAAGUUUUUCAUGUGAAAAUAAGUUUGGUAAUUCAGUGCAAGAAUCGGGACAUGUGAGCAAAUCUAAACUCUCCCAUUCAUCCAGCUCGAGUCAUAAUACACAUGUGAAUCACAUGUCUGCAAAACCAAGCAGUGACUCUUUGUCUACUGAACCAUCUGUCACAAUCAAUGAUAAUAGUAAAUGUCCCACAAAGUCAAAGCUUGACUUUAAUGCUACUAGAAAAAAAAAGGACAUGGAAUCAAAAAAUAGCAAAAGAAACCUGCGUGCAUCUCCUAGGGGUCAGAACAUAUCUCAUAAGGAUUUCAGGGAGAAUGAAACUCACGAUAAGAGGAAGAAGCCAACAAGUCAUGACUCCUCUGACCAUUUUUUUUCCUUGUCCCAAGGACGGAUUAAAACAUUUUCACAGUCACAGAAGCACAUUAGGAAUGUACUGGAUAUUCUAAAUAGUGAAGCAUCUUUAUGUAAAAGCAAACAUCUGUCCAGAAAACUGGACAAAGCUGUUCUUCACUUAAAAAAGGCGCAUAGAAGACUUCAUACAUCAUUGCAGCUUAUAUCUAAAGUGGGGAAAAAAAGAAAGGGCCCAUUACCAAAAGCAUAUGCAGUAAUAUGCAAUAAUUUCUGGGAAAGUUGUGAUCUUCAAGGUAGUUUGAUGUCUGAAAGAAGAUAUUCUACUAAGCAUGUUUUGUCCAAAAGAAGAUAUGACAGACAGGGAGAUAAAAGAUUUUUAAGAUUUGAUAUUGAUGAGUCCUUGGCCCCGGUAUCAAAGCACAGAUCUUAUAGAGAGAGAAUUGCAGAGUGUCUAUCAGGUGAAAUUAUGUCUGGGCAUGUUUCCAGUAGUCUGAGUACUUUCCAUGUGAGAGAAUUUUGUGAUGAAGAGCAACUUCCUGAAUCACAGUUACCCCUAGCUUAUACAUCCCAGAGUAUCAAUGAGUUGGAAUACACUAACAACAUUGUGGGAAAUACAGGCUCUUCUGAACUUGAGCAUUUUUCUGACACAAGUGGUUACACUCUUUACCCAGAAGAAACACUAACUGAAAAAGAGUAUCAGACUGAUACACAGCUAUCUAAUAGUGACUCUGCAAAGCUUGAAAACCAUUCAACACAUAAUAUUAAGGAUAUAACAGAAGACUGUAAUUCUGAAGAUAAAACAGCUGUAUGUGAAAGCAAUUCAGUGCCUUUAAGUUUUGUAAAAGAAAACACAAGUCAUAGUCCAGAGAAAAGUUAUGAUGCAACCUGUAUAGCUAACAAUGACAUACUUGUUUCAGUUGUAGACUCAAACAAGAAGCGCUGUUUAAAUGUUGAUGUCUGUGAACAAGAUAACCUUGUAUCUAAUGGUACUAGAAAUGGAGACGCAAUUUUUCCUGUAGAAAAGUGUACAGUUCCUGUGGAGAUCACACCAAGUAUUCCGACAGGAAAUAUAGAAAGCAGAAGGUACAUUAUUCCUCCUUUGUCAUCAAAUGUAGUGACAGCUGGUGAGGAAGACUCUUCCGUGGGGGGAAAUGAAUUCUUCUGCGUAAGUGAGAAUGAGGUGAAUGUUACUAAGCAUUCUGUAUUGGAUCUAACAUCAGUAACUGAAGAAAAUAAAAGUUGUAAGAAAAAUAUAAGGACAUUGUCUUCCAAUGAUAGUUCUCUGCUCUUAAGAGAGAACGUAAAGGGUCUUUCAAAUAGAUACAUGGCUAAAUACAUCGAGGAGGAAAAAAUGAGGAAAAUUGAGCAAGCAAUUUACAAGAACAUGAUUACUGAAGGCUCAGCUAUUACUGUUAAAUACAAACAUCAAAAUAAGAUCCUAAAAGAAGAAUCCUUACAUGUAAACAAGAAAAUACUUAGAAGCAACUUAACUGAUUAUCUGAGCAUGAAAAAUUCUACUGUAGAGACAGUUGCUUUAAAAAACAUUCCUAGUCAGCUUAUUGAAAGAAAGGAAGCAGGGGAAAUUAAAGUAAGUAACAACUCUCACUCCAACUGUCUCUCCGAGCCAGCCAUUGCAGGAACUAAUCAUAGGCCUGCUUUACAUGAGAACUCUGCAGUCACUGAUCUUGAGAAGGAAUUAAAAGAACAUCACUCAGUUAAUAACACAUCUCAUGUAAUGCAACUGUCUCAGAUUUUACAGAGAGCAGAUGAAGCAGCAUCUUUGCAGAUUUUAGAAGAAGAGGCUAAGGUUUGUCAAAAUAUUCUCCCUUUUUUUGUUGAAGCUUUUGAAAGACAGCAAGAAUGUUCAGUUGACCAAAUCCUGAUUUCAAGAAAGCUGUUGGUAGAACAAAACUUGUGGAAUAAUUGUAGAUUUAUAUUGAAACCAUGUGCUAUUGAAACUUGGGUAGAACUUCAAAUGGCAAUGGAAACUGUUCAGUUCAUUGAAAACAAGAAAAGAUUCUUAGAAGGUAAACCAACAUUCCGAAGCUUGCUUUGGUAUGAUGAGUCCUUAUACAGUGAGCUGCUUCAGAGGCCACGUGGAUUUCAGCUGCAGUCCAAUUUCUAUCCUGGCUUUCAAGGACGACUAAAAUAUAAUGCAUUCUGUGAGUUACAAAAUUACCAUAAUCAGUUACUUGAGUUCUUAACAGAAGCAGAAAAAGAAAAUAAUUCAUACUAUGCAUUCUUAAAAUACAAACGGCAAAUUAAAGAAUGUGAAGCCAUAAUGAAGCACUGUUCUGAUUGCUUUGACUUCUGUCUUUCUGUUCCAUUUGCCUGUGGAGUUAACUUUGGAAAUAGUUUAGGAGACCUGGAAACCUUAAGAAAAAGUGCUCUCAAGUUGAUCAGUAUACAUGGGGGCUCUUCUAAAGUCCAUUCCUAUCCAGGAAAAAAAGACCACUUGUGGAUCAUUAUAGAAGUGGUCUCCUCAAAGGUUAGUUUUAUCAAGAGCAACGAAGAAAUAAGUAUAAAAAUCUGUCUUUAUGGUCUGGAACAUAUAUAUUUUGAUGCUGCAAAAAGUCUUGUAUGGAAAGAAAAAAGCCACUUUCUCCCCAAAAGACAUUCAGAAAAACACAGAGAAAUGGAGGAAAUAAAUGAAUGUGCUUUGAUUAAGUUAAAGAAGAUCUGUGAUAUUCUCUCUAAAGGUUUCAACAAUGAGCCAACUAGUAUUGGGCUUGAGGAAGAUUCUAUGGUUGCUUCCAGACAACCAGCUCAAGGUAGCAUAACAAACUGUAGGCUAAACAAAGCUUGGCUUUCAUAUCCAGAUAUUUGUUGUAUUAGUGACAUACUGGAUCAGGCUAAAUCUGCAGACCUAGACAAGUUACGGGACCUUACUCUCAGAUGUACAGAUCACUUAGAAAUUUUAAAAAAAUAUUUCCAGAUGCUUCAAGAAGAUAACAUAGAUAAUAUUUUUAUCACAGAAGAAAAUGUUUUAGAUAUGCUAAACAACCACAACCAUGGAGCUGUCAUUUUAAAGCCUGAAGCUGUUGAUAUUUACAUUGAAAUUGUCAUGCUCUCAGAAACAGUUCAUUACCUUAAAAACUCAGUAGCAAAGAAACUACACAACCAGAGGUUUCGAGGUAUGCUCUGGUUUGAUUGGUCUCUCCUUCCUGACCUUAUUGGCUGCCAAGAAGAAAUGGCUUCCAUUUCAGUUGGUGACAACCAAACAGAUUGCCUUUGGAAAGUGAUAGAGACUGCUAUUUCUCACAUUAAAAAAGAGUUGGCUGUUAUCUAUGAAUACAGUGAAGCUGUUAAUUGUUCCUAUGCUCUGCGUUUAUUCUCCAGAGAACUUAAAGAACUUACAGGAAUUAAAAGACUUCUAAAUAAGUCUAAGCAUUUACUUUCCACAUAUAUUGACUUGGUACCACAUACUGCAUCUAUAAAUUAUGGAAACAGUGUGGCAGAAUUAGAACAUAACUAUAAGCAGUUUUUUAUAUUGCUGAAAAAUAUAAUGUCUGUUCCUCAGAAAGAUUUCGGAAAAAUGGUCCACAUUAUAAAAGUUAUGAAGACAAUUGAACAUAUGAAGAUGAUAAGUGCUAAAGGUACUAAAUUGUCUACUCAUCUUCUCUUUUUCCAAAUGCUGCGUAACAGAAGGAAUGCUUUGCAACUAAGCAGAAAAGAAAAGAUGGAUAUGCCCAUCUCAGAACUUGAGGAGGACAACAGUCAACCCAAGAUUUCUGUGCAGACACCCUCAGUUGCAGAAAGUACAAUAAAAAACAGUUCCUCUAAAAAACGACCUGUGACUGUAGACACAUGUGAUCUCUCUCCAGGAAAAAGAAAUACUAAUGCUGCUUUCAGUUGUAAAAAGCAAAAGGUUACAAUGAAAGAUGUUGGAAACAGACAAAAGACAAUAUCCAAUCAUCUAAGUGCUACAGGAUUUCAUUCUGAAGAUGAAAACAAAAUAGAAUCAAAUUCAUCUAACAGUCUGAAAAGAAACUCUGCAUCUCCAGAAAUGGUCAGUAGACAAAGCUCAGCACCCGGCUCGCUUUCACCUGCUGAGACCAUACAAGACACUUGUAUACCAAAGUCAGAAAGCAAAGGAGAGUCAACAGAGAGCUCACCUGAUGCUUCAGUAUAUCUCACUGAACAGCAGGAAAACUCAAAUGACAUAAAGAAAAGAGAAGGGAAUUGUAGUGCUGCUGAAACAAAUGUUAAGGAAGACAGUGCCUUAGUAACUUGUGACCAAAAGGAUAUAGAUGCCACUUGCUCACCUGACAAUACACCUGCACAGAAGUCACAUGAAAAUACACAGAUCUCUCCUUCAAACAUAAGAGCUGAAGGUGAUGACCCUCUUGUCCUUAAUGCGUCCAUGCCCUCCGUGUCUGCUUCCCAUUCUAUGAAGGCCCUCCAUAGUAAUCUUGAAAUGAGUGACACAGGCUUUCAACGUGAAGAUCAUGAAAUACUAGAUUUGUCUAUUAAAGAUUGUACAUGCACCAGCUCUCCAGAAGCUGUGUGUAUCCAGAACAAAAUUCCUGUCCUGCAAGUAGAUAAGAUACAUCCUAUAAAACAUGGAUCAUCAAAAGCGUGUAUGAAGUAUGCACCGAAUGCCAAUACUGCACCUUUUGGCUCACGUGGGAGCUCAUCCUGUGCUCGGGGAGCAACACACCCUGCCCUCUCUGAACAAGAUAAAGAGAAUACAAAAGUCCUAACUCAGAAAGCUGGCACGUCCUGGAGUGCACCUCGACAGUCUGCGUGUGCUGGAGCAUUUAAUACUGCUGAGCGUUCAUUUGGAAUUUCACAUCCAUACUAUUCUUGGUGUUUUUACCAGUACAGCAGCAGCAAUGGCACUGCUGUUACUCACACCUACCAAGGGAUGACAGCAUAUGAGAUACAGCCACCUCCUCCUCCAAUGUUGACUGCAGUUGCGAGUACUGUCCAGAACACGCAUGUCAGUCGUUCAUACUCUGAACAUUUUAGUUACUUUGCUGGACAGCCACAAGCGAAUGCCUUUAUCCCAAGAAAUGGGUUUCCAAUAUAUCACAUGCCCAUUUCUUACAAUUACCAACAACCAGUUUAUUCACAGUUUGCUUCUCCUCAGCCAGUACCACAAGUCUCGGAUCCCUACCCUCCUAACCCAGGUGUGGGUCCACAAGUUACUUGGACUUACGCUCCAUGGCAACAGGAUCCAUUUCCGCCAAGGCAUUAAAAAUAAAGCUCUUCAUACUGAAAUAAAUGCAACUGUUUUCUCAAGUA